This is a messenger RNA of Protopolystoma xenopodis, 384 nucleotides long. The record is from the annotation of a GenBank genome assembly. Lineage: Eukaryota; Metazoa; Platyhelminthes; Monogenea; Polystomatidea; Polystomatidae.
AUGACUUGCCAGCACCAGAAGCCGAAACAGGACCAUUCUGGAAGGAAGAGUGUUGCAAGGUUGUGCAAAGACGGACGCGGUAGGAUUGCAGUCUCCACUGACUGCACUCACAGACAAUCCUGUCUCGAGAUGACGUCACGCCGAUUCACAGAUUCCUUCUACGAAGAUUCCGGCCAAGGAGAUAAUGACAAUCCGUCAUUUGCUCGUAUCCACGAGGCAAAUGAAGGUGCAUUUUUGUCAAAUCGUGAUUUCUUGCAACGGGGCGAAUUAGUGCAAUGCCAAAGAGUUGUCCUGGCCCACCACAUACUACUCAUACUGCUCAGCAUGUUGGCUCUCUGUCUCCGGAUCGACCGACCGAGCUUUUCGGGUCACUUGGCGUUGUAG